CUCACUGCUCAUCACCCUCUCGCUUCCUGGCUAUCCCGCCUUUGGAGUGUCCCCUCUGCCCUCUCUCGUUCCCUACUGGCUUCAUUUCAGCUGUAUCUUCAAUUUUUUAAAGUUUUUCUCUUUUUCGGAGCCAAUUGAUUGCUGCUUGGUGUUUUAGCCCGCACGACAAGUUCCAGCUCCCCAAUGGCGCCCACGUCUGAGACCGCGACCCCUAUUGGGAUUGCCAACCUCCCAAACCAGCGACACAAGAUCGUUGCAAAGCGAGGGGCAGCUUUUACUAUUAUGGUUGCUGGAGAGUCAGGCUUGGGAAAGACGACGUUCAUUAACACUCUUUUCUCAACCACGAUCAAAAACUACGCCGAUCACAAACGCCGACAUCAGAAGCAGAUUGAUAAAACUGUCGAAAUCGAAAUUACAAAGGCCGAGCUGGAAGAGAAAUUCUUUAAAGUCCGGCUAACCGUUAUUGAUACGCCUGGCUUCGGUGACUAUGUCAACAACCGCGAUUCAUGGAUGCCAAUUAUCGAAUUCCUUGACGACCAGCAUGAAUCCUACAUGCUGCAGGAACAGCAGCCCCGCCGUACUGACAAGAUCGAUCUCAGAGUGCAUGCUUGCUUGUACUUCAUCCGCCCCACGGGACACACGCUGAAGCCCCUCGAUAUUGAAGUGAUGAAGCGUCUCAGCUCACGGGUUAACUUGAUCCCAGUAGUUGCCAAAGCAGAUACUUUGACUCCCUCUGAUCUCGCACGUUUCAAGCAGCGGAUUCAAGCCGUGAUCGAAGCCCAGGGUAUUAAGAUCUACCAACCACCCGUGGAAGAGGAUGACGAACAAGCCGCCCAGCACGCUCGGAGUCUGAUGGCUGCUAUGCCGUUCGCCGUUAUCGGCUCAGAAAAGGAUGUGAAAGCUGCUGAUGGCCACAUCGUCAAGGGCCGUCAAUAUUCUUGGGGUGUUGCGGAGGUUGAAAACGAGGAACAUUGCGAUUUUAAGAAGCUUCGCUCUAUCCUUAUCCGAACACACAUGUUGGACCUAAUUCACACCACAGAGGAACAACAUUACGAGGCCUACCGUGCACAGCAAAUGGAGACGAGAAAGUUCGGAGAAGCUCGACCAAGAAAAUUGGACAAUCCCAAAUUCAAGGAAGAGGAAGAGACUCUGCGAAAGCGAUUCACAGAGCAAGUCAAGAUAGAAGAGCAGAGAUUCCGACAAUGGGAACAGAAGCUCAUCGCGGAAAGAGAUCGUUUGAACAAGGAUUUGGAAAGUACCCAUGCAGCUAUCAAGCAGCUGGAACAAGAACUCGAGCAAAUGCAGGGCUCUGCAGUUCGCAGCCACGGUCGUCGUUAAACCAAACUUGCUGGUUUUUAGUUUUAAACCCCUUACUUCGGAUAGCAGUUUUCUGUACUUUGUGAACCUUUAUUAUUUUUCGCAAGGUUGUAUUAACCUAGACUGGAAUCCCUGCUGCUUUUACGUCAAAAGGACUGAUCCAUCUUUUGGCCUUUAUAUCCCUAAUAGUUAGCGAUUCUUGCCAGAUCCAUUCAUAA
This is a messenger RNA of Coccidioides posadasii C735 delta SOWgp, 1535 nucleotides long. RefSeq names its product Septin spn4 (gene SPN4). The record is from RefSeq and is a predicted model, not a curated record. Gene Ontology annotation, molecular function: GTPase activity; molecular adaptor activity; GTP binding. Gene Ontology annotation, cellular component: septin complex; septin ring; cytosol. Lineage: Eukaryota; Fungi; Ascomycota; Eurotiomycetes; Onygenales; Onygenaceae. Gene Ontology annotation, biological process: intracellular protein localization; cytoskeleton-dependent cytokinesis.